Messenger RNA from Phalacrocorax carbo (great cormorant), 855 nucleotides. The record is from RefSeq and is a predicted model, not a curated record. Lineage: Eukaryota; Metazoa; Chordata; Aves; Suliformes; Phalacrocoracidae.
AUGAGAGCUAGAGCUAGGGCGUUUUUGGCCUCGUCCUCAUCCUCAGAUGAUUUAUCAUCAUCAUCAUUAUUGUUACGGUUAUCAUCACCUUCGUGGCGCUGCAAGGGCUUCUGGGUUGGGCCCUUUGCUCGUCAUCUGCUGAGGAUCCUAGGCGUCAUCCUCUGGGGCGUCGCUAUAGCUCUGGCCGCUGGUGGAGUUUUUGUGAUCCUGUUGUACAAGAACUACAGAUAUUUAUUUCAGGAGUCUUCCUUGUCUCUCUCUGGUUGGCUGGCUGUUGCAGCUGCACUCACCUCGCUACUGACUGGGUUUUUGGCUAUCUCUGUUUCUGCUAACAGCUCCCGCUGCCAGCGAGGGGCUCUCAUGUACUUGUUGCUAAUGCUUCUUUGCCUAGAAAUGUCUUUGGCGGUUCUGGCAAAGGUCUACUCUAUUCGGAUGGCUUCUGAGCUGAAAAGCACUAUGGGUAACCUUGUCUAUCAGUACAAUGGAACGCACUCCCAGGGCCCUGGCAGCAGGGAUCUGGAUGUGCUACAGAGGAAUCUGCAGUGUUGUGGGGUCCAGAACUACACAGACUGGCUAAAGGCAACAGCUGCUUCUCGGCAUCUUCCAGGUGAGGAAGCUCGUGUCCCUGAAAGCUGCUGUAAGGAGAAGUACUCUCACUGCAGGGGUGACUUAGGCCAUCGGGAGCAGCUUUUUCAGGAGGGCUGUUUAAAGAAGCUGGAACACCUGUUGCAUUUUGUCAUGCUCUACAUAUUUUGGUGCUGUAUUGCGCUAAGUGUCUUGGAGCUGUUUGCUUGUAUCAGCAAUGGCAUCCUGAUGAAGUAUCAGCCAUUCCAUGACUUUCAAAUUCUGGAUUAA